AAGUGAAAAGCAGCUUUUCUGCUCACAAAAUAGUUUCCUGCUUUUAGACGGGUGUUUUUGUUUGUUGUUGCGUGUUUGGACGUCUGUGCAUGUGUGUUGCUUGCAUAUUUGUGCGCGAGUGUGUUCCUUUAGUGUGUUUUUACGCGUGUGCUUGUACUGCGUGUUUUUGUGUAUUAAUAGUCACGAACGUGUCUACGCGCGCGCGUCUGGGUUGGUCCAGCAUCCUGAUGACGUACACGACCCCUGCAGCGUGCACAGUCCAGUGGUGCUGAACGGUAUUUGGACGCACGCACGGAGCGGCGCCGUCAUUCCAGCUGGAGAAGGCGAAGGAGGAGUCCACCGGAAUCCCGAUUCAGAACCCCGAACCUCGCCGAGACAUGCGGCGCGAGUGGCUGGCGGGCUCUGCCUCGGUGUGCCACGGACGCGGGCCGCGUCCCGUGACGUGACGCGACGCGACGCAACUUGAGGCGAGGUGACGUGGGGCGAGGCAGCCCAAAUAAGUUGACUACUCGCGUCCAAGUUUGGGAGAUGGCUCCCCGUGCGCAUCCCCGCCUUUCCACCCUGCUGGUCUUGACGCUCAUCCUGGCUUGGGCCUCGUGCCAGCACUACCUCCUGCUACGGCCGGUUCCCAGCGACCACCUUCCGCUCGUGGAGCUCAAGGAAGACCCGGACCCUUCGCUGGACCCCCGCGACAAUGACCUGAACGAGACGGAGCUGCGAGACGCCCUGGGCGGACACUUUGACGCGCACUUCAUGUCCGUGCACCCCCCGCCGGAGCGGGACGAGGACGUGGACAGGCACCGGGGCCGGGAGGAGGAGGACGAGGACGCGGACUCGGACCCCCUUGCGCGCCUCCUCCUCCCGACCGGCCCCAUGUCCAAGGACUUCCGCCUCCUGGACUCGGAGGCGCAGCAGGGCAAGAAGCCCAAGGCGAGCAAGAAGCUCCGUCGGCGGCUGCAGAUGUGGCUGUGGGCGUACGCCGCGUGCCCGGUGCUGCACGCGUGGAGCGACCUGGGCGUCCGCUUCUGGCCGCGCUACGUCAAGUCGGGCCGCUGCUUCAGCAAGCGCUCGUGCUCCGUCCCCGAGGGCAUGCGCUGCGUCCCCGCCAAAGCCAGGCGCUUGACGCUGCUCCGCUGGCGCUGCGUGCGGAAGAAGGCGGCCCUCAAGUGCGCCUGGAUCCCGGUCCAAUACCCCGUCGUGUCCGAGUGCAAAUGCUCGUGCGCCAAAUGACGGACGGACGAAGGACUGACUUGCUUUGCCGACCUGGCGCAUAGCAGAACAAUCUCAGCGCACGCACGCCUCCCCAACAGAAAAGUGCAAAUGCACGCGUUGAAGUCGUUCCGUGACCACGCUCAAAACGUUCCGCUAUGAAAUGCCAUCCAUACAGACCAGCCUCCCCAAAAGUCGUUUUUCAUAAUGAAGGAAAACAGCACGAAAUUUGUACCUACAAUAACGUCCAGUAAGGACACAAUUAAA
Hippocampus comes (tiger tail seahorse) is the source of this 1476-nucleotide messenger RNA. It is a transcript of the gene nog3, whose product is annotated as noggin 3. NCBI's taxonomy places the organism in Eukaryota, Metazoa, Chordata, Actinopteri, Syngnathiformes, Syngnathidae. Bases 529 to 1230 code for a protein of 233 amino acids. The record is from RefSeq and is a predicted model, not a curated record. The transcript has a single exon. Gene Ontology annotation, biological process: dorsal/ventral pattern formation; negative regulation of BMP signaling pathway; osteoblast differentiation.